CUAACAAGACAGACCAUUAACCCAUCAGCGGUCACAGACUGAAAGAGGGAAGGAGUGAUGAAGACCAGUUAUUUAAUUCUCAUAUUUAUAUGCAUCCCUGCAACCCUGAGAACCAAUGACAAUCUUCCAAACUGUAAAGAUGCUCUCCGAGAUUGUGUUAACCAAGUGGUAUGGACCAGGUGUUAUGAGGAUAGAAUUACAAUAUGCAUUCCAAGGGCCAGAAUGCCCAUCCCAAACUUCUACAGAUGGUCUGUCAACUCAUCCAAUAAGGCAGAAGAAAGCACGAAUUCUGGACACAGAGUGCACAUUCCUGCACAUGCCCUCCAGAGAAGCAAGAGGAACGACUCUAAUAGCACUGGCUAUGUGCACAUUACAAUGGCUGUACUCAACAGCUCUCUAUUCAAGCUUGGUCCAGUUCGAGGCAAUAGAUCAGGGGAAGUCCUGGGGCAGUCUGUGCUGGCUGUGAGGGUGGGGGACCACGAUGUGAGGGACCUUGACCAGCCUGUCAGAAUCGCCUUCAGAAACACAAAUGUGACUGAGAGAGGGACUUGUGUUUUCUGGAAGGACUCGGAAAAUAAGAAUGGCGAAGGGGACUGGAGCUCAGAGGGUUGUAUUACCGCUCUCAUUCACGGAGAGUUUGUGUGCAGCUGUAACCAUCUCAGCUUCUUUGCAGUGCUCGUGAACUCACAGUUGUCGUUAGACCCUGUGAAUGCCGCCAACCUCGGCUACAUCUCCUACAUUGGUUCAUCAUUCUCUGUGGUUUUCACCACAGUAACCCUUGUCAUGUACACUUGUCUUAGGAKGGGGCAUUUUGAACAGUCAAUAUCUAUUCAUGUGCAGCUGACAGGAGCGCUCCUGUUUCUGCACCUCUCCUACCUCUUGAGCGAGUGGUGGGUGUGGCAUAAGGCUGAUGGGGCUGAGGGACAUGUCUGUCUGGCCUUUGGGUUGAUACUGCACUGGGCUCUCCUGUCCACCUUCACCUGGUUGGCCAUUGAAGGCUUCCAUCUCUACAUGCUGUUAGUCCGCGUCUUCAACAUCUAUGUCAGGAAAUACCUGCUCAAACUGAGCCUGGUUGGAUGGGGCAUACCCACUGCAACUGUGAUGGCCUGUUGUUUCUCAGGAGUCUACGGCAUACAUAGCUUCUACAUGACGGGGGCCAAUAAUGGCUCAUCAACAGACAUAUGUUGGAUAAGCAGUGCUACAGACAGCUCUGGAGUGGUGGUCAGCUACAUCACAGUGAGUGGAUACCUGGGCCUGGUCUUCCUCUUCAACACAGCCAUUCUAGGUGUGGUGGUGGUGAAGCUGUGGGGGCAGAGAGGGAAGGGUAGGAUGUGGAAGGACUGGGCCACGGUCCUGGGGCUAAGCUGUGUGCUAGGAGUACCAUGGGGGUUGGCAUUCUGCACCUACGGCCCCCUUUCUCUCCCUGGACUGUACCUCUUCAGUAUAUUCAACUGCUUCCAGGGUGUCUUCUUGUUCCUGUGGUUUCUUGCCCUUUCACGUAAGGGCCGCCCAGAGCACUCCUCUGUGAAAGACUCUUCCAGUCAAAAGAUGAUGGAGACAAACUUCAACUGAUACUGUGGGACUUCCAGCAUACCUUUUAAUAGUGUUUGCAGACCAAGUCCUGAGUAUAAAACAGGGGGGAAAGUAUAAUUAAUUUCUUCCUGGUACAGACCUCUAAUACCYAAAAUAAAUGUAUGGGCCUAAAUAUAGAAUUGCAUAUAAAAUCCCUAUCAAUUCAAUAGCAUUUCUCUGGGCCUAGUGGUAAAGAUUUGACAUGUAACUUUUAAAAUGUAUGACCUUUUAUUAUGGCAUAACCAAAACCAGUCAUGAUGUUAUCAUCAGCUUGUCAAACAAGGGCUCCUUUACUAGGCUACCCGAGCACGUUUAUCCACUCACAACAUAUUUCCAGCCCCCAAACAAUGGUGAAUGGAAAGAGGCAGCUGUUACACAAAA
This is a messenger RNA of Salvelinus sp. IW2-2015, 1953 nucleotides long. RefSeq names its product adhesion G-protein coupled receptor G5-like. Gene Ontology annotation, biological process: adenylate cyclase-activating G protein-coupled receptor signaling pathway; cell surface receptor signaling pathway. NCBI's taxonomy places the organism in Eukaryota, Metazoa, Chordata, Actinopteri, Salmoniformes, Salmonidae. Gene Ontology annotation, molecular function: G protein-coupled receptor activity. The record is from RefSeq and is a predicted model, not a curated record. Gene Ontology annotation, cellular component: plasma membrane.